CGAAAUAAAGGCAAUUGAAUUGACACAACACCUGUGGAAAAGAAAAUUUCAACACUCCGUCGUUUUCUUUCUACAUUAGUUUAUUAUCAUCACCUUAUUACAAAAAUAUACAGAGUAAUAAUGGGAAAUGGAGGGACGGGAGUGGGCAGUAUAUAAAGCCGUGGUGGCGGUGUUGGAUUGGAAGCGAAUGAGUGUCGGCUCUUGGGUUCUCUGCAUUUUUGCUCCCUCCUCAGAACACAACAUUAAUAUCCUCAACACAACAAAACAAAAAAACUCCAAUCAAACAAAAGAACUUGCUUCCGAUCUCCUUUGAAAGAGGAAGGAACCAUACAAAAGGCCGGCUCUGCAUUUCCAUUGUGCCCUCUUCUCGUCUCCUCCGCUUGCUGCUCAAUGCCACACAGCUUGGCAAUCUUGAAAAGAUAGAGCUCCCUCCUUUCCUCCUGCUGAACUGAACUGGGUUUCCUUUUUUCUUUCAGUCCAGGGUAAGGAAUGGCAGAGUCCAGAUUGCUAAGAGGCAAAUGUUUCCUUCUCUCUGUAUGUCUGGUUUUGCUGUCUCUGACCAGAACCGACGGCCUGUAUGCUCCAAUUACAUAUGUGACCAGUGGUGUAGCAAAAGGAGCUGUUUGCUUGGAUGGAAGCCCACCAGCAUACAAUUUCGACAAAGGGUAUGGAACCGGGAUUAAUAGUUGGUUAGUUCAACUUGAGGGAGGGGGAUGGUGCCACAAUGUCACCUCGUGUCUUGCUCGUAAGAACACGCGUCUUGGUUCGUCUAAGCAAAUGGGCAACCAGCUUGCUUUCUCAGGAAUCAUGAGCAAUAGGCGCCAAUUUAAUCCAGAUUUCUACAACUGGAACAGAGUGAAGGUUAGAUACUGUGAUGGGUCUUCUUUCACCGGCGAUGUAGAGAAAUUUGAUCAGGCUACUAACCUUCACUUCAGAGGAGCAAGGGUUUGGCUUGCUGUUAUGGAGGAACUCCUUGCUAAAGGGAUGAGAAAUGCUGAAAAUGCUCUUCUGUCAGGCUGCUCAGCUGGCGGAUUGGCCACCAUUAUGCACUGCGACAGCUUCAGAGCUUUACUCCCUAUGGGUACUAAAGUAAAAUGCCUUUCAGAUGCUGGUUAUUUUAUCAAUGUGAAGGAUAUUGCUGGAGCGUCUCAUAUUCAAGCCUAUUUCAGCCAAGUAGUGUCAUUACAUGGAUCUGCAAAGAAUUUGCCUUUGUCAUGUACUCGUAGAUUGCGACCAUCACUGUGUUUCUUCCCUCAGAAUGUAAUACAGCAAGUUCGAACGCCAGUGUUUCUUCUGAAUGCUGCAUAUGACUAUUGGCAGAUAAGGAACAUCUUGGCACCUGCUGAUGCAGAUCCACAUGGCUCCUGGAAUGCCUGCAAGCUUGAAAUAAGCAGCUGCUCACCUCUUCAGAUCAAAACAAUGCAAGCAUUCAGGAUGCAGUUCUUGAAGACAUUAAUGUCCAAAUCAGGCAAUUCUACAUCUAGGGGCCUGUACAUAGACUCCUGUUACUCACAUUGCCAAACAGAGUUUCAGGCAACCUGGUACAUGGCUGACUCUCCUGUUCUCGGCAAGACGAAAAUAGCAACAGCAGUGGGAGGAUGGUUUUAUGACAGGAGAUCAUUCGCGAAGAUCGAUUGUCCUUACCCUUGCAAUCCAACUUGCCACAAUACAGGCGGCAGCGGCGGAAUGGUUCCAGUGCAGCCAAAUGUAUAGCUUUUUUCAAUCUCCAAAAUUCCAUUGAGUUCAACUUCAAUAUCAUUCAACAAGCUAUAUAAUAGGGUAGGGUAUAGCUACAAUAAUGAGAAAGCAUUUACAUUCAGAGUAGUAGUAGGAGAUAGAAGAAAGAAGAAGACCACAGCUAGCAUCAUUGCAUUUGAUUGAUUGAUUAUUGCAAAGCACAGAAGAAUGAAUUGGAUUGGAUUAGAUUGGACGAAAUGGAAAAAUAAGGAAAGGUCAUAAUUGAAUGCAUUCAUCAAGACAUUGUGGUGCAAAUAUGGCCUUUGGAAAUCUAUUCUUUUUCUAUAUUCACAACAGUCAAUGUAUUCUUUCUGG
Messenger RNA from Linum tenue, 2052 nucleotides. The record is from the annotation of a GenBank genome assembly. NCBI's taxonomy places the organism in Eukaryota, Viridiplantae, Streptophyta, Magnoliopsida, Malpighiales, Linaceae.